AUGGCACGAAAACGUGAGCUCAGAGCAAAGGACAUCAAGCUCCAGCAACCCGACCGAUCCGGCCCAACGGGCAAGACCCUUCUAGAUUUGGCCCAGGAGCGAUCGCUAUUCGCCCAGGCCGACGAGGCGCAACGACGGCAACGACAAGGUCGAGAACAACGGCCCCCCUCAGCAGCGACAACCAAGAUCCAUCCAGAUGACAGUGAAGAGGCAGUCCUAUCACCCGGUGCCGAACGGUUCCUGGAAACUCUUCUGUGGACCGUCAGCCUGGCCAUGAUGCACUUUACCUUUGACGUGCUCGUGCAUCACCAGUUUGGACGGGAGAUGGGCUGGAUGGAUAUAUGUGUUCGAACGUCUAGGGCCUGGAUCGUCUUCCUCCUCCUCUUCUGGCCUCUACAUCCGCACCACGCCAACGACGAGAGACUCCUCCCGGCGCGACUCGUACCGUCCAAGAAGCAGGACGGCCUGAUCCGCCACUGCAUCUUCUUCGCCGCCGGCACCGCGUGCGGCUGCUACCUCGUCUACAUCACCAAUACGUUUGGGUACCUGGCCGUCAUGAAGCAGGCCCCUCCGCUGGGAUGCAUCUGGGUCUGGUCCAUCAUCGAGAUGGAUCUGGUCUGGGCCGUGACCAGCCUGGGCCUCACCGCAGCAUAUCUCUGGCAGGGAGGCUACUCCGUAUAUUAG
Geosmithia morbida is the source of this 684-nucleotide messenger RNA. RefSeq lists its product as uncharacterized. Lineage: Eukaryota; Fungi; Ascomycota; Sordariomycetes; Hypocreales; Bionectriaceae. The record is from RefSeq and is a predicted model, not a curated record. The transcript is spliced from 2 exons. Bases 1 to 684 code for a protein of 227 amino acids.